AUGAGAUCAGUCCUUCUGGCCGCGGCUCUCGUAGCCGCUGCAUAUGCCAAGACUGGCAUCAUGCUUCCCCUAUACGAGUAUCCGUUUGGUGAUGCUGCAACCGUCGAUUGGGAUGCAGUAGUCUCGGCCGCGGCAGCACAUCCACAGCUGGACUUCUACAUCAUCAUCAACGACAACUCAGGUCCGCCGUACAGCCCGAACCCACCAGCCGCGAUCAAGGAUUUCGCACCAUACCUUGGCUCUCUAAACUCCCAUGACAACGUGAAGCUCAUUGGAUAUAUCGCCACCGGCUAUGGCAAGAAGACUGCCACCGAGGUGGAAGCGGCUGUCGACCAGUAUACAGAAUGGGCCACCGCUGAGGGUUGGGCAGCAGGCGUGCCGCACGAUAUCCACAUGGACGGGAUUUUCUUUGACGAGAUUGAUACUGCACCGUCCCAGCUCGACCACAACACACAGAUUAGCCAAUACGCCAAGACAAAGUUUGCCGCCUCUGGGGGUCCUGUCGUGUUGAACCCUGGUACCUUCGUGCAGAGCGGAAGCGAAUCGCUCUUUGAUGCCGCCGACGUGAUCCUCGACAUCGAGGCUUGUUACACGAACUCCAGUGGCCGCAUGGACUUCAACGGCUACGCUUGCGAUCCAUCCGCCAGCGGUUUCUCGGCCUUCACGCCUGCGACACUGGAGAAGCUCGGCAGCAACCCAACCUAUGUGUCCAAGUCAUCGGUUGUGGUGCACGACUUCUACGAGAGUUGGAAUCCUUACGAGCCGGCUUCCGAGGCCACACUGCAGACUUACGUGAACGCUAUCAUCGCGAAGGGUGUGCAUAGCUUCUAUAUCUCCCAGUUGGGCUAUCUUGGGAACUUCACGGCUGAGCCCGCUAGCAUAUCCAACGUUGCCAAGCUGGCUGCUGCAGCGCAAGGUCUGUCGUAA
Messenger RNA from Neoarthrinium moseri, 927 nucleotides. RefSeq lists its product as uncharacterized. The coding region runs from base 1 to 927 and encodes 308 amino acids. Lineage: Eukaryota; Fungi; Ascomycota; Sordariomycetes; Amphisphaeriales; Apiosporaceae. The record is from RefSeq and is a predicted model, not a curated record. The transcript has a single exon.